AUGUCACAGGAGUCUAGUUCUGGAUCUGGAAGUCAUGAAACCCACAGUCCGAGUCUUUUAAACAAUCUUCGUCAGUUUCGGUUUCAGAAGAAAUCGCCGCCUAAAAUAGAAAUCAGUCGGUUAAAUGGCAUAGUCAGUAACGGCACACCUAAUCAUGCAUCAGUGGUGCCAGACAGUAUGUCAAGUGAGGAGUCUGUAGUGGUUCAACGCAAGAAGCCAGUAGCUUGCAUUCAGGAUAGUGAAGAUUCUGAAGGUGAAAAUGAGGUUGACAUUGUCCUCAAAGAGAACAAUCUGAAGUUUCUUGAAGAUGCCUUCCCUUCAUUAGAUAAAAUGGUGCUGCAGGAUGCACUGGUAUCUAGCAGCUGGAGUGUAGAAACAGCAAUGGCACUCCUUUGUGAAGGCAGUUCAGUUGGAGACAAAAAACGUUCUGCUAAUGUUCGGACACGCAAGAAAGUUUACAGUGAUGAUUCAGAUCAAGACAUUUCAGAUGAUCUAACAGGUGACAAGAAGGAGGUACUCGAAUUUUUGUCAACAGCUACAGUUGGAGAGUUACGAGUCAUACCCCACUGUUCCCAAAAGAAAGCCGAGGCAAUCAUACAACAACGACCUUAUAUUGGGUGGAAAGAUCUAGUUGAGAAAUUCCAGGAGGGAAAAUUUCUUGGAACAGAACUGCUCAAUUCUGCUCAAGAUGUUCUGAGAGCUCGUCAGGUGGUUCAAGCCUUAAUGAAGAAGUGUACCAAACUUGCAGCACAAAUGGAGCGUGCAAUAGCUGCUGGGGCCUCUAGUGUUAAGAAACAGCCGUCUCUACUUUCACCGAGUCUUACACUCGCAGGGUAUCAGAUGGUCGGUCUCAACUGGCUCUUGGUUAUGCAUGGGCAGUGGUUGAAUGGGAUCCUGGCUGAUGAGAUGGGUCUUGGAAAGACAGUGCAAGUGAUUGCAUUCCUGGCACAUUUGAAAGAGACUGGAAUGCAGGGUGAUGGACCUCACCUUGUAGUGGUUCCAUCUUCAACACUUGAGAACUGGAACAAUGAGUUUGCUAGGUGGUGCCCCUCACUGAAAGUUGUAACUUAUUAUGGUUCUCCAGAGGAUCGCAAGGCCAUGCGUAUUGGGUGGAUGAAAGGCGGUCUUGAAGGUGUUGAUGUCAUUCUUACUACAUACAGUAUAGUGAGUAGUUCCCCAGAAGAACGAAAGAUGUUCCGGGUGCUACGUAUGCAGUAUGUUGUUCUAGAUGAAGCACACAUGCUGAAAAACAUGGCCACACAAAGAUAUGACAAUCUUGCAAGAAUUAAUGCUGAACACCGUAUUCUGCUGACUGGCACACCAUUACAAAACAAUCUCAUAGAACUGAUGUCACUAUUAAUAUUUGUCAUGCCACACAUGUUUGAGGGGAAGAAGGAUAUCCUGAAGAGCCUUUUUUCUAAAUGUCCGCGAGAUGGUACAAAUACUUUAAAAGAGGAUGAGUUACCUCGAUUUGAGCAAGAACAAGUAGCACAAGCUCGGAGAAUUAUGAAGCCAUUUGUUUUACGGCGGUUGAAGUGUGAGGUCUUAAAAGAUCUGCCUACAAAAACAGAUGCAACACUACUAUGUCCUCUUACACCAAGCCAACAGGAAAAGUAUCAUGACCUUAUUCAGACGUUUUCUCAGCAGAGCACACAAGAGCUGACAGGCAGUAGUAGGGAACUGAGUGGCAUGGCAAUGAUGAUGCAGCUUCGAAAAAUGGCAAACCACCCAGUGCUUUCACGGUACCAUUUUACUGAUGAACAAUUGGAGGACAUAGCAAAACGAUUGGCUGCAGAUCCCACAUACAAAGAAACUAAUCCUGAAUAUAUUGUUCAAGAUCUAGCUAUAAUGUCAGACUAUCAAAUUCACCAUCUGGGUUCUGUUCAUAAGUGCCUGUCAGGCUACUCGCUGCCUAAGGAGAUUUUGGUCGAAUCUGGAAAAUUCUGGAAGCUGGAUGAAAUGCUGCCAAGGCUAAAAAGUGACGGUCAUCGAGUGCUCAUCUUCAGUCAGUUUGUUAUCAUGUUGGAUGUGCUACAGGAAUACCUGCAUAUUAGAGGGUAUCGUAAUUUGCGACUCGACGGCAGCACACCUGUCACAUCAAGGCAAGAAUUAAUUGAUGCUUUCAAUGCAGAUGAGUCAAUUUUUGCAUUCCUGUUAUCAACUCGAGCUGGUGGACUGGGGAUUAAUCUUACUGCAGCUGAUACAGUCAUUAUCCACGACGUAGACUUCAACCCAUAUAACGACAAACAGGCUGAGGAUCGCUGUCAUCGUGUUGGACAGACGAGGAGCGUGACAGUAACGAGGUUACUAAGUGAAGGCACAAUUGAAGAGGGAAUCCACCAAGUAGCCCAAGAAAAGCUUAAUUUGGAGCGUGAGAUUAGCAAUCCAGAAGAAAAUGAACCUGCAGAAGCGAAAAAUGUUGUUCGCUUGUUGAAGCAGGCUCUGGGUUUAGAUCGGGCUGUAUCAUCUCCACAGAAAACAUCAUGAAGCUUGCUACAAUUAGGCCAAGUUACAGCCUAAUUGCUGAAAACAUGUUCCAUAGAUGCAGCCAGUAAGUGUGGCACAUCACUUUACAUCUAGCCUUACUACAGAAAGUAUUGUGAAAAGUCUGAAGAGUGGUGCUCUGAUAUCUGCCUCAUACAGUGUGUUGAGGAUUCAGUGGAAUGUUUCAGAUUAGUAGAACUGGUAUGUCAUCAUAGAUAGGUUAGGUUAUGUGACAUCUGUCAAGAGAGUGGCGAUAUAGGAGGUGCAGUGGCCUCAUAAAACUACUUAAUGCCUUAUAAUUAGGAUAUUGAAGUUUGCUGCAUUUAUAUGAGCUCUUAACUGUAGCCAAAAGCUCAACAUGUAUGUUAUCACCUUUUUUUCUCACCCCUCCAAAAGACAUUGAAAGCUGUAGUAGAUGAGAAACAUCACUGGACAUAAGAUUCUGAAAUAUUUUUGUUUUAUUAUAAGCCUCAGUAAAGGGGUUACUCAUAACAAUGAAUGGCUGAGAGAUGUGAUACUCCCUAUUGUGUUGUAAUAGUAAAUAUUCCUGUGAUUUAAUGGUGAUUAGCAAACCAAGAUCUUUUCUGUUGUGCAGUAUAUAAAUAUAGCACUAGAGAGAGAAAACUUAGUUGAAUUUAGCUUUGUUAUUGACAUUUCAAAAGUGAUUUUUUUAUAAUUUGGUUCUGAAAAAUUAACCAGAUGUUUAUCAUUUUGUAAUACAGUUUCAUUUGAACUGCAGCAUUUUUACACAGUCCGUAUAGACAGCUUAAUGGGUGUGUUUUGGAACAGCAUUAGCUCAACUUAUAACAACAGAAACUGCAAGAAUUGUUGAUGUUAGUAUGAUGUAUAUUUUGCUUAAGAAUUUACAUAAUAGCCAUUGUUCCAGUUUAUUUUUAAACAAAUUAAACAUUCUGCUUCAAGAUGCAGCAUAAUACAGCAGAUCCAAUAAUCUUAAGUUUUAGUUCCUGUACACAGUUAAUAUGCGAGUGCUAAUUAAAAUAGAACAUUAUCCAUUAUUAUAAUAAGAUGCAAAGUGAACCCACUUCCUGCCAGACCAAGUGUUACAGGCUCUUUUAUAAGCAUUUUAUAACAGAAGGCUGAUCUUAAAAUCAAGUAUUUUGCACUGUUUUACUGUUUGUUAAAACAUCAAGAGCCAGUUCAUACAACCUGUUGCUCAUGGUCAUUUUAUGUUAUCUUUUAUAAAAAAAAAAUUAACGUGAACUAAUCCACAUAUAUGAAUAAUUUAAAUACUGGAGUAUAAAUGAAUUCCCAGGGAACAUUUACUGCUAUUUACAUUUACACUGUAACCAGCUUGUUAUCAGUGUGACUAAAAUGUAACCUCUGUUUUCUUAACAUAUCCAGUACAUGUGUUUCUUACUAAAACAGUCUUAUUGUUUCUAAUGCCACUACUAGCUACAGAUUCAGUAUUAUUAUGAUCAGGAUUAUUUUAUUCCUGAUCUGAGUCUAUAAUUGUGCAAUCCUGCAAAUGGAUUUUCCUUGAACUUGUCACGUAUUACAAUGCUAGAAGUAUCAUGCAACCAAUCUUAUUAUUAUUACCAGUAGAUAUUCUUAUUAUAUUAUUUAUUCAAACUGGAUUCCCACAUGGUAACAAUAAUUUUCAUUUACUGCUGUGGUGUGACUAUAGUGUCUGUAACAAUUCACUUGUUAAAACAGUGGAUAUCCAUAGCCAAAAAUGAUUUAAAGAAGUUGGCAUAUGUAUGCAUAACAGUUGUGGCAUAUUUAUCCUAUCAUUGCCUCUUUGAUUUUCAUUUUAUUAAAGCUAACUUUUGAUGCUCUCAUAUGAACAGGAAAGGUGGCCUUCAGCAGGUCUGAUGCCUUGUCAGUACAAAAAUUUGGUUCUUGCAACAAGAACACAGUAAUAUUAAAAAUUAUGAAAUCAGUUUGUUAUUCAGAUAUCAUGACAGCCAGAAGAUUAAGUUCCUACCUCAAAGAAUACAAAACAUGUUACCAAGACAAAGAUCAAGUUGUUGGGCUGACAUUGUCAUGCCAACCAAAACGUUCAGAUCGUACUUCAAAGAAAACAUGCAUCACCAUUACAUAGGUCAAUCAGUUAAUAGUACAUCAAGGAAAUACUUUUCUGUAAAGUGGCCAUUAAACUCAACCAUGAAAAUUGAAAUGGUUUGACAAUUUUUAUAAAACUCAGUAUAUCAUUCUAUAAAAAAUUAUUCAGCCAUUCUCAAGUUGUUACAUGCAUGUAGACAGACAGAGGGACAGACCAGUAAAAUGAUUUUAAUAGGUGCUCCAUAGAGAUGUGAACACACUUAAAAAUUAUAAAAACCUGGUAUGCCUGGACACAGUAUGCAGCAUUGGCCCUCAUUGUGUUAAAAUGCAGUAGAAAACCAGUCUUCAAGCAUCAGUCAUGUUUUAUCAUUGCAGGCCUAGCAACACCUGCAUCAUUUAACUCAUUCAGUUCACUGGCAGGAAAAGAGGGUUCAUUGAAUAACCGCAUAACAUAAUGCUCAGAAUUUCAUGGAAGCAAACAUCACACAAUGUCUUAAUAAGAUGUGGUAUUUCAAGUUUAUAAUAUAAAAGAACCUGGCAGCAAAAGCACACAGACAUAUGACUGUAUCAUGUAGGGUCUUCCUGGAGCAGCUGAUAGUUGUUCAGCUGGUUAAGAAAUUCCCUGUUGUGGAACCUGAGGGUAUUCUUCACACCCUUUGUCUCCUACAUGGUCUCUUCUCAUGAUGUUUUCUAGUGAACAUUUUUAGGUUAAAAAAACUUAAGGAGCUUUAUACACUUUUAUGAAAGUUAUUGUAAUUUUUCAUAAAUUAUGUAAAUGUAAAAGAACAGAGAACCAAUGUGGUUCCUUAAAUCUUAGGUGCAAGAUCAUUUUCAUUGUACACUUGUCUCUACAAACACACUUGCCAUGAGUGAUUUAAAAGAGAUUGAUGAAAAAUACAUUUAGUGAUAGUCUAAAUGCAUUACAGAUAUAAUCAUCAAAGAUUUAUCAUGUUAGUUGCAGAAAGCAAAUUAAAGACAGCAUUAAUGUUCUCUGAUUUUAACAUUUAACAUGAGUUUCUUCUAUAAGAUAUAUGAAACAUAUUGUGACACCAUCUGCAAGUGAAUUUUGUUAAAUGGUUAGUAAAUUUGGUUAUUAGUUAUGGAGCCCUGGUGCAGGGAGAGCAAUAUUUUUGUCCAACAGAAAACUGGAUAUUAAGAUAUUCUAUCAGUACCUUAGUUUUAUAACCUGCAUUUGCAUUUGCUCUUUUUGAUAAGUUUAGUUCAUGUGGUAAAAGAAUUGGUCAAAUGAGAGUGCCACAAAGCCGAGUAUGGAAUUGAUGGUAGACAGAUAACAUCUUGGGGGUAUGAUGAUCACAUUCCCAUGCUGAAGGAUUCAUGUUGGACCAGAGAUGCUUAAGCUUAAAAUCAGACAAACAGUUUACUGCCUAAGAAUGUGGCUUUGCUUCCAGAUGAGCAGACCUUCUAAAGUAAAACAAUGGCAGACUGAUAUGUGUACUUUAGACAACCUUUUGGGGAAGUUGCAUUAUGGUACAUUUACAGACUGGGUCCAACAGUAUUAGAAUUGAAGCAAAAUACAUCGAAGAUAGAUAUUGUGAUUUGUUAUACAUUCAAACAGAAAGAUGUUUGGUUUGCUGUCAGGCCGAGUGUAAACUUCAGACAGAAUAAAUUGGGGUACCAUGUGGUAAAAUAAAUUAACUUGAAAAUGUAA
Molecule: messenger RNA, 6175 nt
Organism: Zootermopsis nevadensis
Lineage: Eukaryota; Metazoa; Arthropoda; Insecta; Blattodea; Termopsidae
Source: RefSeq, a predicted model, not a curated record